GACCGGGGGACAGUACUGUAUUUGACCCGCCACAAGACAGUGUAGACAUUAUUGAGAACCAGACCAUCUCAGAUGUCAGGUGUUCCGCCGACUGUAGACCAGCGUGUACCUACACCUGGUCAAGAUCAGGUACAGAUUACACAAACCCACUGAGUAUGUCUGUGGCCACGAGGACCAACGCCGGACAAUACACGUGUACAGCCAGAAACACUGUCAGUCAGGGAACAAAGACUUGGAACCUUAUUGUCAGAUUUCCACCACGAAUUCUCAGUCUAGAUUACACGGACGGGGAUUCUUACGUGGCUGAAAAUGGACCCAAGUCGUUGAUGUGUUCGGUGGAGAGUUCCCCUCCGUCCACAAUACAGUGGUUCUAUAAAGCCAACAACACACUUCUACUGACCACCCCAGAUGUCCUGGAGAGUACCUACACCCUGACUAACGCUGACUGUCUGGACACCGGACUCUACACCUGUUCUGUCAGGAACAGUGUCUCUAAUACAGCGGUCACCAGGGAUAUACCGAUCAACGUUCUGUGUGAACCACGUCGAGUCACGAGAAAUGAAACUGACCAAACGUAUAAUUUAGAAACAGGUGAUAUUUUAGUCAUGAAUGCAUUGUUCCUCUCGAAUCCGGAGCCAACUUUUUCUUGGUCCUUCCAAGCACCACUGGUCACAGGUGUUACACAUUUAGUCGAUGGAACAGACAAUUUUGCUAUCCGUAAUACCUUUGUGAUGAUGAAUCUGUCUGCCGUAUCGGUUGGGACACGUACAGAUAUACGGGAGGCCUGGUAUGGGGUCUACAGUGUAACGUUCAGUUUUAUAGUGGAAGGAAAAGACAUGCCGAAACUGCCGAAGCUGUGGAAAUCCCCAUUCCGUCGAAGUGAUGUGGACAAAUGGUAG
Messenger RNA from Pecten maximus, 899 nucleotides. RefSeq names its product hemicentin-1-like. Gene Ontology annotation, molecular function: cell adhesion molecule binding. Lineage: Eukaryota; Metazoa; Mollusca; Bivalvia; Pectinida; Pectinidae. Bases 156 to 899 code for a protein of 247 amino acids. Gene Ontology annotation, biological process: cell-cell adhesion. Gene Ontology annotation, cellular component: cell-cell junction. The record is from RefSeq and is a predicted model, not a curated record. The transcript has 4 exons.